AUGUGUCUCGAUGGCGUGGAUAAACACAAAAUCUGGCUGAAAAACUUGCAAAACAAUGAGAAAAUACCUCAUUCAGUGCUGUUUGUGAGUGGUGAAAUUGAUCACAAGUGCUCCCGGAACACCCUCUCCAUCUCCCUGAACAGUGAGUACCGAGAAAAUUGCAAAGUGUCGCGAGAAAACAGCGAAUUCAAGUGUCUUCUCACACUCAAUGUCGGCCUGAAUAGAAUAACACUCAAUUAUUGUGAUUGCGAGCUUGUAAUUCAUGUAAGUCACGAAGUCAGUGUCAAUCCGAGAACCGUGACGCCUCUGUACAUCGUGGUCAAGGAUCACGAUGGCCGAUUCCAGGCCAAAGAGCGGAAUUCCGUGGCGAACGCCUUGGCCAGAAUCACGCUCGGUGUGCGAAUUGUUCAGAUGAUCUUUGCGGAGAAUCUGCGCGCUUCCGGCGUGUCCGGGAGGAAGACUUUCAAUCUCAGCGGCGACUGCCAACCCUUCCACAGUGAACUGUCCGCUGAGGAGGCUUCCAGGAUGACGGAGAACCAAUUAUGGUCCUUCUUCGCUCGAGAGCUCAUCGAGCGGACGCCCGAUUGCCGGAACCGCAAGUUCGUGGCUUAUCUCAGCUGCACGCGCUACCGCGGCGCCGAGGACGCCUCGUACGAGAGCAUCAGGGCGGCGACUGUGGCCAAUGCGGCGCUCGCGAGCGGCGGUCUGGCGCUGCUGGGCUCCGCCUGUCUCUUCUCCUGGCCGGAGGCCGUGCAGGACGUGCGUGGGUGUCUGGAGGACGAGACGCGCGUGCCACUGGCCGAGCUGAUGGAUGACAGCGCGUAUCGCGGCACGUUCGGCGGCUGCUUCGCCACGAGCCUGGGCGCGCUGCUGCACGAGAUGGGCCACAUCUUUGACCUGGCGCACUGCGCGGACGGCGUGAUGGGCAACGACAGCGACCGCCUGGAUCAGAUGCUCACGCUGCGGGACUUCCACGGCCGCUGGCGAGUCCUGCCGCGGCGCAGAGUGCCCACGGGGCGCGAGGGUGUGGCGAAAUGCACGGUUGUGAGGCGGACGGCCGGCUGCGCUGUGUCCCACUCGAGUGGCGUCUACUUUGCGGAGAAUUGCUCAGUGCUGCUGGCCAGCCACAAAUGGUUCAACGACUCUGCACCGCAAUUAGACGGCGGGUUGGCCUUUAAUGCCGCCACGCGGGAGAUUUGCGGCAAAUAUCCAGUGAGAUUGGUGGAAAUGCGAAAUGCAGCUGGAUUUGUGGAGCGAUACUGGAUCAUUUCCGCGUCAGCGGACACAAAUCAUAUUUAUUUUAUGAUUCCACCUCAUAUUCAAUUGAUGAACUGCACGUUAUUCUGCAUCGAUGUGCACGGCAACACUUUAACGCAGGACCUUUAAGUGAAAUCAAUAAAAUAUUCGCGAAUCCAAAAGACACUCAAAAGUCUUCUAAUAUUCAAUUAUUUAUCAUGGCGAAAGAAGAGGGUGGAUUGAAUCAAAAGGGGGAGAAAAUGUGGGAUAAAGUCUGUUCAUCCACUUCUUUGGGCGGCUUCAGAAAUUAAAGACGUUCUUGACAGGCUCAAGAGA
Molecule: messenger RNA, 1572 nt
Organism: Phlebotomus argentipes
Lineage: Eukaryota; Metazoa; Arthropoda; Insecta; Diptera; Psychodidae
Exons: 2
Coding region: 1-1386 (461 amino acids)
Source: RefSeq, a predicted model, not a curated record